This is a messenger RNA of Paramecium sonneborni, 264 nucleotides long. Lineage: Eukaryota; Ciliophora; Oligohymenophorea; Peniculida; Parameciidae. The record is from the annotation of a GenBank genome assembly.
AUGAGAAUGCUUUUUGAGAUUAGAGAUCUUCUUUUUUCAACUCCAACCACUGUAUCUAGAGCUGAUAUUUUGUAUGUUUCAGAUGAUAGGGAUAUUAAUGGACAGAUUAUGUAAAUUCAUAUGUUUAAAAAUGUAAAAUUUGAUGAAUGGGCUGAAAGUUAACUGAAGCUAAAAUUUUACUUAUCAAUUAAUUAAUUUUUAUUAUUAUUCAGAUUCUAUAUAUUUAUAAGCUUAAUUAGAAAAGAAAGCAGGAAUAUAAUUUGA